AUGUACAACUUGGACACUUCCUCAAGCAACCCGGGUUCCUGGCCCAACCUCCUCUAAUACAGUCUCUCCGGGAGUUCUCUUUCCCCCCGGUUCGGCCGCGCUCCUUCCUGCCUUUCCGAUUCCUCCUCGUCCUUCCUCUGGGACGCCGGGUCCACUCCGCCUCUCACCCCCCCGAGGGGUCAUCCCACCCCUGCACCCCAGCCUUCUCCAGCUGCUGCGCCCGUCAGUCGUCCCGGCUCACCGGCGCAGGCGCACCAGGCGCGGCCCCCCGAGGCGGAGGGCAUUGGAAGCAGCCUCCGUCUCCACCUCCUCCCGCCUCUCGCAGCAUCAGCGCGGAGCUCCUCGGCGGCCACCCGGACCGCAUUGGGCACGGCCCGGCGGGCCGCGCGUCGCCAUGGGCUCCGGCUGGAGCAGCGAGGAGGAACGGCAGCCGCUGCUGGGGCCCGGGCUAGGCCCUGCACCGGGGACUGUCUGGAGAAGCCGGGAGGCGGCAGCGGCAGCGGCGGCGGCGGCAGCACAGCCCGUGGCGAUCCCGGGUCUCGGGCGGGUGUACGGGCGCCGGUGGCUGGUGCUUCUGCUCUUCUCGCUGCUGGGGUUCGCGCAGGGCCUGGUCUGGAACACCUGGGGCCCCAUCCAGAACUCGGCGCGCCAGGCCUACGGCUUCUCCAGCUGGGACAUCGCGCUGCUCGUGCUGUGGGGGCCCAUAGGUUUCCUGCCCUGCUUCGCGUUUAUGUGGCUCAUGGACAAGAGAGGUCUUCGGAUAACUGUGCUUCUGACAUCCUUCCUUAUGGUUUUGGGGACUGGGCUAAGAUGCGUACCUAUAUCAGACUUAAUACUUAAAAGAAGACUGAUCCAUGGAGGACAGCUUUUAAAUGGACUGGCAGGUCCAACGGUAACGAAUGCAGCUCCAUUUCUCUCCACAACGUGGUUUUCUGCAGAUGAGCGGGCCACUGCCACAGCUAUUGCAUCAAUGCUCAGCUAUCUUGGUGGAGCAUGUGCAUUUUUGGUCGGACCACUUCUUGUUCCAGCUCCCAAUGGGACGUCGCCUCUUCUUGCUUCAGAGAAUAGCAAGGCCCACAUUCAAGAUCGUAUAGAGAUUGUAUUAUACGCAGAAUUCGGAGUGGUCUGCUUGCUGUUUUCUGCAACUCUAGUUUAUUUCCCACCGCGGCCGCCUCUUCCUCCCAGUGUCGCUGCAGCGAGCCAGCGACUGAGUUAUCGGCGGAGCUUUUGCAGACUGUUAAGCAAUUUGAGAUUUUUGAUGAUCGCUUUAGCAUAUGCCAUACCACUUGGUGUAUUUGCCGGCUGGUCCGGAGUUCUGGACUUAAUUUUAACACCAGUGCAUGUCAGCCAGGUAGAUGCUGGCUGGAUUGGAUUUUGGUCAAUAGUUGGAGGCUGUGUUGUCGGAAUAGCCAUGGCAAGGUUUGCAGAUUUUAUCAGGGGUAUGCUGAAACUAAUUCUUCUCCUCCUGUUUUCUGGGGCUACUCUGUCAUCCACGUGGUUUACCCUGACCUGUUUGAACAGCAUCACACACCUGCCUUUAACCACAGUGACGUUGUACGCCUCCUGUAUCCUCCUGGGAGUGUUCCUGAAUAGCAGUAUACCUAUAUUUUUUGAGCUUUUUGUGGAAACUGUCUACCCAGUUCCAGAAGGAAUUACUUGUGGAGUUGUCACUUUUUUAAGUAAUAUAUUCAUGGGAGUACUUUUAUUUUUUCUCACAUUUUAUCACACAGAGUUGUCUUGGUUCAACUGGUGCCUUCCUGGGUCGUGUUUGCUCAGUCUCCUCCUCAUUCUGUGCUUCAGGGAAUCCUAUGACAGACUCUAUCUUGAUGUGGUUGUCUCCGUUUAAUAGCGCAGAUCUGAAGGAGUUUAUAAAGAGACUGGAAAUCAAUACUGCAUUCUGCACAUUUGCUUGGAAUUGCACACCUAACAGGAUAAAAAGGAGAAGAGAGAAACUUCAUUCAGAGGUUUUGUUGGGUUACAGAUGGUCACGUUGAUUUAAUUACUACUAAGUAAUAAUAAUGUGGGACUUGAGUGAUAAAAAGGAGACUUAAAAACUCUAGAAAUCGCACACCUGUGCGUGAUUCUGGGUUUGGAAGUGUGAUCGAUGUCUCACACACGAGGUACUACCUGAAUAAUUGCCUCUGUGUUCUGUGCCAGUGCUAAACUACUGACCGACGGGUUGUAAUUAUGAAAAGACACGGAGUGUCUGCCCCAGGGAGAUAACCCUCCCCAAGUCACAUAUCAGAAUAGGAAGACAUGCCAACAACUUCUAAAGAAGUUUAAACCUCAUAUGUGAUUUUUAACUCUGAAACAGCCAAGAGGUUUAUCAAUGAUAAAAAUUAGCCACGUGUACACUACAUUUUUUUCCUAAUAAAGCCAUUUCUUACAUGACUCCUUAUUUUUAAUUAGGUCAAAGACCGGUGGCCACCUUUACGGUGGUGGUCACGCGCUUUCCAGUGUCUUCAGAACACACUGUGUCUCGGUGUUAACUUACCCUCGUUUCUGUGAAAUACAGUUUCAUCUAUUAGGCUUUUAAAAGUUAUAUUAAAGGUGACUAAAUGUUUGAUGUAGAUUCAUUAAAAUUGUAUGCAAAGCGUAAUUUCCUUCUGAUUUAGCACUUUGUUAAAAGAAAUAUGACAAAUCACAUGGAACACUCUGUGUCUUCAGCAUAUAUAUAUGUGUGUGUAUAUAUAUAUGAUAAGUCUGGCAUCAGCUAAUACUUACAGGGGUUACAUUUUAUUAAAUGAGCCUUGUUUGAAAAUAAGAACUUAACAACAUUAAAACUUCUGUUCAGUGA
Messenger RNA from Artibeus jamaicensis (Jamaican fruit-eating bat), 2797 nucleotides. RefSeq names its product solute carrier family 49 member 4 (gene SLC49A4). Gene Ontology annotation, biological process: transmembrane transport. The coding region runs from base 395 to 1846 and encodes 483 amino acids. The record is from RefSeq and is a predicted model, not a curated record. Gene Ontology annotation, cellular component: membrane; intracellular membrane-bounded organelle. Lineage: Eukaryota; Metazoa; Chordata; Mammalia; Chiroptera; Phyllostomidae. The transcript has 9 exons. Gene Ontology annotation, molecular function: transmembrane transporter activity.